Molecule: messenger RNA, 734 nt
Organism: Phyllostomus discolor (pale spear-nosed bat)
Lineage: Eukaryota; Metazoa; Chordata; Mammalia; Chiroptera; Phyllostomidae
Gene: PLAAT2
Product: phospholipase A and acyltransferase 2
Exons: 4
Coding region: 77-577 (166 amino acids)
Biological process (GO): N-acylphosphatidylethanolamine metabolic process
Cellular component (GO): cytoplasm
Molecular function (GO): glycerophospholipid phospholipase A1 activity; A2-type glycerophospholipase activity
Source: RefSeq, a predicted model, not a curated record
GAGGGAAAACGAAACUCCAGGCUGCAGAAGGCUGGACACGCUGGCAGAAGCACAGAGAUAGCAUCUCCACAGAAGGAUGGCUUUGGCCAAACCAAGACCUGGAGACCUGAUUGAGAUUUUUCGUCUUGGCUACCAGCACUGGGUCGUCUAUGUGGGAGAUGGCUACGUGGUCCACCUGGCUCCUCCAAGUGAGAUCGCCGGAGCGGGUGCGGCCAGCCUCCUGUCCGCCCUGGCCGACAAGGCCAUAGUGAAGAAGGAGCUGCUGUCUGUGGUGGCGGGGACAGACGGGUACCGUGUCAACAACAAACAUGACGACAAGUACACCCCGCUGCCUCCCAACAAGAUCGUGCAGCGGGCGGAGGAGCGGGUGGGGCAGGAGGUGCUGUACAAGCUGACCAGCGACAACUGCGAGCACUUCGUGAACGAGCUGCGCUACGGAGUCUCCCGCAGCGACCAGGUCACCGAUGCGCUCGUGGCGGUAGGUGUGACCGCGGGCGUCCUGGGAGUGGGCCUGGCCGCCGCGGGCCUCAUCGGGUUCCUGCUGGACAGAAGCAAGCGGGAGGAGCACGAGCAGUGACUGCAAGGAACCGUCCCAACGGCAGCCAGUUGACGAGGAGAAUUCUUGCUGAGCCAGCAGGGGUCGGGUUCGCUUUGUUGCUGUCACUCUCUUUUAUAAUCAUUUCAGCUGAUUUGAAUGGAGCAAAAUAAAAGCACAAGAAGAUUUCAUCUGGGCA